CGAAAAUCAGUUGAGGAACUUCAAUCGUAACGGUGAGUUCCAUUGUUGGCUUGUUCCGUCAUUGUAGCGAAAACUUGCGCGUGUGGCUUAUCUGUGAGCAAAGUGGAAAAAAAUCGAACUGAAAGGGAUGGUGAAAUGAUAUUGAAAAAUCUAAAUUGCAAUUAAGUAGAAUUGAUAAUAAAUGCGCUUUUGAAACGAGAAGUAAUUUACAAAAAGAAAAAAUUGCUACAAUUAAGAAAUAAAACCACCUGUGCGCGUGUGUGUUAAAUUAUAAUUUAUAUGGAAAGAAGUUAGUAGAAAAUUAAGCGAAUUUCGUAUACGAAUACAAAUAUACAGUGCUUUGUAAGAGCACUGCACAAUACAUAUAAAGUUUACACACGCACAUCUAAAGAAGCUUGUCUUUUUACCUUGACGUCACGUCGCUUUUUUUAACCUGCCGCCACCGACGAGCGCAAUCCAAACCGAGCAUUCGUAAUUUUGCCGCUCAAACGAAACACGAAACAUAUCUUAGAUACGUGUAGAUAGUAGCGACGCGCGACAACUCCGGCUCCCAAUGCGAAAGACGAAGUGCUUGGGGCAGUGGUGUGAUACCAAAAAGAUAUAUGUAUAGCCGGAGAUGCGACUACCAGUUAAUGGCAAAAGCCAAAGCAAUUAAACGGCUCACACAUAUGUACAUACAUACAUCGAAAAGUUUUACAUACUGGGGAUUGUGGUAUGCCUAACAAAGCCUAAAAAACGUAAAUAUAUUUAUUUAUGUAUAUAAAUAAAAAAUACUCUUGAAAAAAAAACCAAAAAAAAAAUAUGCACAACUGGUCUGCAGAAAUAAAUGUCAACCUAAAGAUUUUCCUCCGAAUAUAAUUGUAGUGCCAAAAUUUUCGAAGACAAAGCGGAACAUAACUACGUACGUUCUUACUAAAAGAGAUGCGAAAAUGGCAUUGUUUUGAAUUUAUCGCUGUUUUUGUGCUUUCCCGGAACUUGGCAAAUUUUUGUUUCACUGCGUAGUAAUAAGCAGCAAUGGAAAAAAAAUAUUCAGUCCUUCCUGAAACGAUGCAUAUUUAAUUUCCCUGCUUUCUGUAUCAAAAUAUAAGCGAACAUAAACGACAGACUUAGCAACUUUUCGCACAAGCUAGCAAUAUUUAGUAUGUAUUUCACAUUUUUCCACGCAUUCCUUCAACUAACAAAAAAAAUGCACUUAAAAAACAGUAAAAAUACUUAAGCCCAACACAAUACAGCUGCACGGAAACCCACGAUAAGGCAAAUAUUUACUAAAAAAAAGUAAAAUCUAACACCUACACUUGCAAAAAAAAAAACGCAUUACAUAUCUACAAAUUGUAAUAACGGAUAAUUCCACCAACGUGUGAAAGGAAAUACAUUCAUAAAUACUACUCAAGAUGGUAUUCUACAUAUCGUUUUUUGGAAAAAACAUCGACCCGCCUGACAAAGUGGCAAACGAAAAAAGCAUGGCCUGCAUUCAAGAUGGAUUGGAACAAAUGAAAUUAGGCGCGGGCAAUCUCUCAUUCGCAACAGACAUCGACUUUCAGCAACGACCGCAAGCGAAUAACGUAAACAUCAACGUAACAGACAGUAGUUCCGACAAUACCUGCCAACAUCGAUGGACGCCCACACACGGCUAUCGCGACAAGGGUAUCGGUGUGAUGACAAGCCUACUGGGUUGUAUGAAACCGAUACUCUCUUUUAUGACCAAGACUGGCGUUAUCGAGGUCAAAGAUCCAAAGGAUUACGCCUGGGAAAUACCAUUUGAAUGCAUCACUGGGCUGGAGUGGCUGGGAAGCGGUGCACAAGGAGCGGUUUUCAGUGGAAAACUUAAUAGCGAAAUUGUUGCCGUGAAGAAGGUGAAAGAACUGAAAGAAACAGAUAUUAAGCAUUUAAGAAAGUUGGAUCAUCAGAAUAUUAUUAAGUUUAAGGGUGUUUGCACACAAUCGCCCGUCUAUUGUAUAAUCAUGGAGUUUUGCCCCUAUGGUCCACUACAAAACAUACUUAAGGAGGAGAAAGUGAUGUUGCCGUCGCGCCUGGUGUCGUGGUCGAAGCAAAUUGCGCUCGGCAUGCAAUAUCUGCACUCGCAUAAAAUUAUACAUCGUGACUUGAAGAGUCCCAACAUACUAAUCGGUCAACAAGAGAUAGUGAAGAUCAGCGAUUUUGGUACAAGCAAAGAAUGGAAUGAGAUCAGCACGAAAAUGAGUUUCGCCGGCACCGUGCCCUGGAUGGCACCUGAGGUGAUACGAAAUGAACCAUGCUCGGAGAAGGUCGACAUUUGGUCCUACGGCAUUGUGCUUUGGGAGAUGUUAACAUGCGAGAUACCCUACAAGGAUGUUGACUCAUCCGCCAUUAUUUGGGGUGUGGGCAAUAACUCAUUGAAACUACCGAUACCGUCCAGUUGCCCAGAGGGUUUCAAGUUAUUGGUUAAUUUAUGUUGGCACACUAAACCUCGCAAUCGUCCCUCCUUCGGGCAAAUAUUGUCCCAUUUGGAAAUUGCCGGUCCAGAGCUAUUGCGUAAAAGCGACAAAGUCUACUUCGAGGCGCAGCAGUCGUGGAAGGAGGAAGUGCGUUCACAUCUCAAGGAAAUCACAAAGAAUGGCACUAGCAUACAUAAGUAUGAACAGGAUUUGAUUAGACGACGCACGGCCGAGUGGCAGCAUGCGCAAGAUAUACGACUGGUCUAUGAAGAUAAGUUGGAGAAGACAAAUCGACUGUAUUUAGAAUUAAGUGAAUGCAUGACUCAGCUGCAGGAAAAGGAGAAAGAGAUUGCUAUGCGCGAAAAACAACUACCAGGUUACAAGCCAACGCGUCGACUAGGCGGUACGUUGCGAAAGAUACAAAAUUACCGUAGACGGCUUAAUGCACCUUUGGUAACACCAGGAAAUGCUCAACAACAACAAACGUCAACGACACCAGACCCUGAAACUACGCCAGAGAGUCCCCUUAAAGCUAUGCUGUACGCGCAGGUGAUAAGCUUGAAUCAGACAAAAUCAUAUUGCGUGCCCACACAGAAGCUGAAGAAGAGCAGACAUAGACGAGUUGGUUCUGGCAGCUUUGCAGCUGUGCCCAAGUAUAGUCCAAGUCGAGACCGACGCUACCAGAGCGAGCCAGAAAAUCGUAAGAACGUCAAGUUGGUGGAUACCGAAACACAAACCGAUGCCAUGGAUAUAAGUGAGACAGACAUUAGCCCAAGCGCCUGCUGUGCAAUGCGCGAUAUCUCUAUGACGCUCGCAAAUGACAGCGGGCUGCCAUCUUACGAAGUUCUAUAUGCAAUGGAUCGCAUAAAUCAACGCCAGUUGGCAGAGCCACAGAUCGCUAUGCCCCGACCACAGCAGCUAAUACACAAUGUAAAGGAGCAACAGCAACAAACCGAUGUGGUGCCAGCAGGAGAGGUGUCCGCGGCGGCGACGCCAACCAGUCUGAAUGGCAACUCCAUGACCCCUUCAGAUGUGACUUUCCAAGAUGCAUGCUCUAGUCCCGAUCAACUGCUCGACGAUGUAAUCAACAGCAACGAAAGACUUGACAUACCCGAUUAUUGCAGUUCGAAUGAGCACCUCGAGCGUCUUGGCGAAAAGGUGAUAAAAUUUAUCAACGAGAAUCGACUGAGCAUACAAACUACAACAACGGGCCUUAGUAAUCAUGGUGAAGUAUCGGCUGCUACGCGCUUGCAAGCUGACAAUGGUAAUGAGCUGGCGGGCGAGAGUUUUGGCACAACCACGCAAGAUACGAUAAGGGAAGGCUCGAUGGAGCGAUCGACGCCGAGAACGAGCAGUGUACGACGAAAACAAAAGCAGCAGCAUAGCUCGGAGAAGAAGAUGCGCGCUGAGGAGCAAGCGCAAGCGCACCAUAAUGCAAAUGGUGAAUCGAAUGAAGAUCUCUUCGAUGAUAGUUGGUCAGACGAGGAGGGCGAGGAUACUGACUAUCACUAUGGGCUACGAAGAAGGAGCAUUGGUCGUCUGCCAAUUGGCCGUGGCAUGCGUGCACGUCGUUGCUACAAAAUACCCAUCAUUCCGAAAAUUCCCAUCCACAAGCGAAAUGUGACUGUCGUCUCGGAUGAGGAAAAUACCUCGGAGUAUAGCCACUCACCAUCCAGCCAACAUUCAACACUCGAAAGUAAUCCUGAUGAAGUACUCAAGCAAAUGAAAGCCACACAAAAGAGCAUCGCGACAACUGCUACAACAACAGACAGCGAAGAAGAGGUCUCGUCGAGCAGCAGCAGUGAGGACGGUGAGGAUGUGACAACGCUGCAUGAGCGUAGCAGUAGAUCGACAGCAGCAGGCGGAUGCACAGCAGUUGCAGCUGCAGCAGCGCAACGACAAAGGCGUUCACAACGCCAACAGCAGCAACAACAACAACCACACAAAUACAUCACUGCAACAACAAAAGCAGCCACAAAUGUUGCGGUUGCACCAGCAGGCAAUGCGUUGCCUUUUUUACCGAAGCGCAGUGAUGUUAUUUCCAUACCCACAUACGAAGCGGACGGUGCUGUGGAUAUGGUUUAGGCGCGAGUACUGUAACAGCAAAUACUAAGUAGGCUCAUGAACUUUGCCUUAAACAUAAGGCUGUAGUUCCAUAUGAAAACACAAAUAGAUACAAAAAUAAAAACCAUAAACGUGAAAUAGUAUGUAAAAUUAUAAGCAGAAAUUAUUAACGCAAACAAGUUUCGCUUUAGUUCAAGUGCGUAUGUAUCUCACAAAAUUUAAUGUUCUGUAUUAAUAAUUAAAUCUACCAGUUUAUUACUUAAGUAAUCGUUACGAAUAAGUGUACAACAACAAGUCAGGCAUCUUGUCAUAGUAAUUAGUCAUAUAUGAAGGCAUACACACAUACAUACAUACAUACAACCUUAGAACAGAGGAUUACAUUUAAUUACAUUGUACUCAUUACUUACAUAUAUUUAAAUGGUUAUUGUAUAUUAUAAGGUAAUAUUAUUUAGCAGGAAAAAGGAAAAAUUGUACACAUACACACACUAGUAGCUUAUGUUUAGAGAUACAUUACUAAAAAGACUUGGUUUUACAUUAGGGUUCCCAAAUAUGUUAAGCAUUUCCAAGUAGUUUUGGUUGCUAACCUUCACCUGGCAGCAAAAAGAAAGUUGUAACCCAACUUUUGUUACCGCUCGUACAGUGCCUCCUCAAUAAACGUAACUACUAAACUGAAGCGCAGAUGUAUAUUUGUCAGAAACCCCAAAUACAAACAUUUCAAAAAGAUAAUCUGAUAUGUUUGACAAAACAAAACAAAAAACAAUAUUGUCUGGUGAAUGAGGCUUUUUUGUUUUUUUUUGUUUUUGUUGUCGGAGCGAGCACAAAGUUAAGUGUGCA
Rhagoletis zephyria (snowberry fruit fly) is the source of this 5312-nucleotide messenger RNA. RefSeq names its product Mitogen-activated protein kinase kinase kinase 13 wallenda (gene wnd). NCBI's taxonomy places the organism in Eukaryota, Metazoa, Arthropoda, Insecta, Diptera, Tephritidae. Gene Ontology annotation, molecular function: ATP binding; MAP kinase kinase kinase activity. The record is from RefSeq and is a predicted model, not a curated record. Gene Ontology annotation, cellular component: cytoplasm. Gene Ontology annotation, biological process: protein autophosphorylation.